Messenger RNA from Mytilus californianus (California mussel), 1992 nucleotides. RefSeq lists its product as uncharacterized. Gene Ontology annotation, molecular function: zinc ion binding. The coding region runs from base 144 to 1793 and encodes 549 amino acids. The transcript has a single exon. NCBI's taxonomy places the organism in Eukaryota, Metazoa, Mollusca, Bivalvia, Mytilida, Mytilidae. The record is from RefSeq and is a predicted model, not a curated record.
AAAAGGAAUCCGAGGCAUUCAAAUGCCCGGUUUGUCGCAAAAUUGUUUCAUACAGCAAAACGGCAGAAAAACCAGAAACAUGGGCAUCCACAUUACCGACGAAUUAUUUUGUGAUGUCAAUGUUAGAUAAGUGAGCAAUUCAUAUGUCUAAAAAGUUGUGCAACUCCUGUCAGGUUAACAAUAAGACACAAGAGGCAAUAUCUUGGUGUACUAUUUGUGAAGAGGCAUUUUUUGAAAAAUGCGAUGAAUGUCACAAAUCUUUUAAAUUUUCCGCUAAACAUAAACUCGUUUCAAUCAAAGAAAUUCAAUCAGGAAAUUCCGAUUUCAAAAUAUCUGGUGUCCUAAGCUGCGAGGAACAUCCUGAAAAGAUUGUGGAGGUUUAUUGCAUGGACCAUUCAAAGCCAUGCUGCACUUUAUGUGCAACCCUUUCACAUCGCAAAUGUGAAAAUGUUACUUCAAUCGAAAAUGUCGCGACAGGAAUAAAAGAAUCUAAACACACAACUAAUUUGGGUAAAACACUUGACGUAAGAAAUAAAGAAAUUGAUGAAAUACUUGAAAAUCGAAAAGACUGUUUGUCUAAGAUAGAAACCACCUCUGAAAACAUUAUUCAAGAAAUGUCCACGUUGAAAAGGGAAAUAAUAGGCCAUUUAGACAAAUUAGAAAACAAAAUAAAGGUCGAACUGAAUUCUUCUAAAAAACGUGUCGUCAUGCAAUUAACCGAUGAAGAUAAUACUUUUUCGGGUUAUAAAAGUACCUUAAGAAAUUGGCAAUUAGUCCUAACCGGAUCUGUAGAACAUGGAUCUGACCAACACUGUUUUAUAGAAGUCAACAAGAUUGGUCCAAAAAUGGCUAUACUGGAAAAAGAAAUAAAAGAAGAUAUGAAAAAGAUGAAGAACCUGACUAUUAAGGUUAUCCCGUCGGAAGUUAUUGAGAAUUUUAAAACUGGCGUAGAAUCGUUUGGUUGCGUAAAUAUAACAUGUAUAAUAGAAGAUGAGUUUCCGUGUACGCUGUCUGUUGGGAGUCUCAUACAAAGGGUUAAUUUUCACAGCGGCGGCAUUAAAAUUUUGUAUACAAUUAAAGCCGCUGAAAAGGGUGAAACUAGUGCAAUAUUCAUUGCCGAUUACCUAGUUAUAACUAGCUAUGUCAAAAGUAGUGUUGCGAAAUACAACCUAGAUGGUAAACUUGUAGAAUCGUUAGGUGUAGAAAACUAUCCACGGGAUAUCGCACAAGUUGCUCAGACUAAAGCUGUUAUUUCGAUUUAUGGAAAGAACAAAUUUGUGUUUGUUGACAUUACAGGAAUGACAUUAUUACGAACUUUGGAUUUACCAGGUAUAACAGUAUCUGGAAUAUGUUGUUUCGAAGGGAACACAUUUAUUGUAACCUGUGGUUCCCCAUUGACAUGGGGAAACUCAUCAGGGGAGAUAGUGAAACAGAAAACAACAGGUGGCGAUUCGUAUUACGUUUCGACAUCGGAUAUGAAAGAUUGUAUAUAUGGAGAUGGAGAUAAUUCCGUGUCACGUGUAAUAGGGGACACAACCAAGUUUACGUAUACAAAUGAACAGUUGUCCUCCCCGCGUGGAAUCGGAAUAGGCUUUGAAGGCAAUAUCUAUGUUGCUGGAUAUAGAUCUAAGAACAUUCACCAAAUUACUAAUGAUGGGAAAUUGAUACGUAUAAUUCCGGUAGAACCUUUAGGAAUUAAGAGGCCAUGGGUAAUUCGUUUUGCUCUUAACAACAAUAUGUUUGUUGUUGCAUGUUAUGAUUCAGAAACAGUUGUACUGUGCGAAAUCGAUUGAAGUUCGAUAUAACAUGAAAAGAAAAACAUAACUAUAAACCAUAAUUAACUGUAAUUAUAAAUAAUUUAUAAGACUCGCCUUUCCUUGUUUUCGAUACUUUUUAAUUUACCAAAUCGUCUGUUUUGUUAAUGUUCUUUGAAAAUAUUGAUUCGUAGUCGUUUGUCUGAUGAACGAUCAUAUAAAUAAAUUUAGAAAUUCA